AUGUAUUUUCCCAUGGUAUUUGAGAUACCAGCAGUGUGGUGGGAAGAGGGGGGCUUCUUCGGUCCAGAGGACCCUCGAAUAAUCUUAGACGAGGGCGUCCAAGGUGCCGAGCCGCUUAUUGUCUUUAACAUGAUCUCGGAUGGUGCAGGAAGUCCACGAGCCAUGUGGAUCCAUAAACCAUUCUCGAACAUUACGACGAUACUGACAAUACGCAACGAGGAAAGAAGGCCCGUGGAGAAAAAUUGGGCCCCUUUCUUUCAUAACGAGCCCAGUGCAGGUAAAAGAACCGAGACCAAUGAGUAUCUGCACUUUGUGUAUAGUCUCAGGCCUCUACAGGUGCUCAGCUGUAUGAUUAGGAGUGGUGAGUGUGACUGGGUGUUCAGACAAGAAGUCCCAGAUGCUUUAACAGAAUUGCAUGGAGAUACACGAGGAGAAAUGCGGGGCGGAACGAACUUUAUGCCAAUCCCUAUAGAUGGACAUUCGGACAUCCAGACGUACAUCGGUCUUCCUCGAACGCAUCUUAAUUUCUGCAAUGCUGGUGCAACCUACCGUCCAGAAAUAACGGUACUCUCCGGCUUCCAAUCCAAGUUCCACAUCGCAUAUGCCAGUGUUGCAACCGAAUUCGGACACACAUUGCUUGAUGAGGAUCUCCUCAGUAAUCCUUGUACCAAGGGUAAUAUCUUGAUACCUAGCAGCAUUGCACGAUGGGUCUACAACUCCAGGGAAGACAUGAUGGAAGUGUCAUUCAGUAUAGCUGACGAAAAUAUUCACAUCCUCCGCCUCUACGGAGUGUUGAGUUUCAUCCGCAGCCUGCCAUACUAUAGCCGGUUCUUAGCAUUUGACAAUCCACAUCAUGACGACGCCUCUCGCAAUUUUCGCUGGUCUGUGGUAGGGAACGAGGUAAUAGCAUGCUCUGUAGAAGCAGCGGCUAAUUCAAGUCGAGCGGACUCAAUUCUUGCAGAAAUAGGUGAAUUGUCCAAGGCACUAGAGCAGAUUCGCAUUUAG
This is a messenger RNA of Aspergillus caelatus, 1005 nucleotides long. RefSeq lists its product as uncharacterized. The record is from RefSeq and is a predicted model, not a curated record. Bases 1 to 1005 code for a protein of 334 amino acids. NCBI's taxonomy places the organism in Eukaryota, Fungi, Ascomycota, Eurotiomycetes, Eurotiales, Aspergillaceae. Gene Ontology annotation, molecular function: mannosyltransferase activity. The transcript has a single exon.